This is a messenger RNA of Cladophialophora psammophila CBS 110553, 837 nucleotides long. RefSeq lists its product as uncharacterized. The transcript has a single exon. The record is from RefSeq and is a predicted model, not a curated record. The coding region runs from base 1 to 837 and encodes 278 amino acids. NCBI's taxonomy places the organism in Eukaryota, Fungi, Ascomycota, Eurotiomycetes, Chaetothyriales, Herpotrichiellaceae.
AUGACAGAGUCCAACCCUCUCAUUCUCUACGACAUCUCUUCGUCCAUACAACCCCGGUCCUACGCACCCAAUCCCUCCAAAGCCCGUCUAGCCCUCAGCUUCAAGCGUGUGCCCUUCACGACGACCUGGGUCGACAUCCUCGACAUCCCUGACGUCCGCAAGGGGCUCUCCUGCCCAGCCGUCCGUAAGCUCGACGAUGGCUCCGACUUCUACACGCUGCCCAUGCUGCAGAAUCCGGCUUCGGGCAAGGUCGUUGGCGACUCGUUCGACAUCGCGAACUAUCUGGAGGAUACCUUUCCAGACUCAGGCGGCUGCCUUUUCCCCCUAGACUCAACCUGCACUGGACUCGACUACGAGAGCCCGAACAAGGACACGGUAUUUUUCGCACCCCUGACUAGAAGAGAGGGGUCCAAGAACAAGGCCUACGCAAGGUUCAACGUGCACGUCGACGCUACCUUCUCUGCCCACGUGGUCCUCGUCGCCCAGUAUAUGCCCCUCCCCCCGAACACGGCCGAGGCCAUAAAAGCCCUCUUCGUCAAGCGCGCGCACUUGAGCUCUUGGGAUGAUGUCUGCGUCCAGGGAAAGGUAAGAGAGCAGAUCAAGGCGGCGUUCAAGAUCGCGCUCAAGUCACUUGCCGACCUGUUCAUGGUCCACGAAACAGGACCGUACCUUGAAGGCAAAGAGGCUAAUUAUGCAGACCUGAUUGUGGGCGGGUGGCUGAACAUGCUUUCCGCCACCAUGCCCGAGAAGGAGUGGAAAGACUUCAGGACGUGGCACAAUGGAGUCUUUGCCCGGCUGCAUGAUGCCUUGCAGGAGAAGUAUUUCGAGUGCAAGUAG